AUGUCAAGUGGCGAUGAAGACCAGGAGGUUGGAAGUGACAUGGCAGUCGACGACUGGGACUCCGGAUCCCUUGUUCCGCCAUCGCGAUUUGCUCCUCUUCUUCCCCAUCCUGCUUUGGCCCCGUUCAAUUCUCACGCUCUUCAUGGCGACCUCAUUCGCAAUCCCGCCAUGAAUGACAGACACACCUUUGUAUCCGCCAAUGAAGCCGGCUCAGACGUUACUGCGAUAGGCACUCCGCUGGCUCUUCGGGAUAACCAGCACGUUCAUCAUACCUUCCCUGAGAUGUCACCCACCUGCCUUUUAGCGGCAGUAUCAACGACACCAGUAGCUGAAGGCAUGACCCCAAGAGACGACUUGGUAUUGAGCCCAAAUCUGUUAUCGCGAGAUGAAGGGGUACCACCGUCGUCGUAUCUCAAAAGCAGCACGCCGGAUGCCUCUGACAAGUUUGUGCUGGAAUCUCAACACAUCGGACACGCGCGGAAUACUUCCAACGGUAGAGUUACUAAAGAUCCAACGCCAACGAGGGUGACAGUAGUUGUUGGUUCAGCCUCCCGGAAGCCGUACAGCAUUGAGGGAAACGAUACGGCCAUGGUAAGGGAUGAGUGGAAGGAGGAAACUAGCGGCAGGAGCUCAGAGGAGGACGACCCAACGCCCGGCGACUGUCUAGUAACUUACCAGACGGGGUGGGACGGCGAGAGUAAUGAGGGCGAUCACGACUCUGCCUCAGUCAACGAUCCCAUCAAUCAGGAGUGGCGCAGUGACAGUGGCAGCGACGGUGCUGUUGACGACAGCAGGAAAUCGUGGGGCAGCGAGAGUGUGGAGGGUGAUCACAACCCUUCCUCGGUCAACGAUCCCAUCAAUCAGGAGUGGCGCAGUGACAGUGGCAGUGAGGGCGAGGAAGAGGUGAAGGUGGAACAGGAGAUGGAUCAGGACGACCCAUUGUCUACCAUCGCUGCCGUAGUCGCCGAGGAUGGGUGGAACGAGGAGAGCGACGAAGGGAGCUCCGAGGAGGAGGAUCGCAUGCUUGGCGACGGUGCUGCUGACGACAGCAGGAAAUCGUGGGGCAGCGAGAGUGUGGAGGGCGAUAACAAGCCACCUUCCAACCAUGACCCCGUCCACAGGGAGUGGCGUGAUGACAGUGGCAGUGAGGGCGAGGAAGAGGUGAAGGUGGAACAGGAGAUGGAUCAGGACGACCCAAUGUCCAGCACUGCCAGUGUUGCGGCGGGGGAUCGGUGGAACGAGGAGAGCGACGAAGGGAGCUCCGAGGAGGAGGAUCGCAUGCUUGGCGACGAUGCUGCUGACGACAGCAGGAAAUCGUGGGGCAGCGAGAGUGUGGAGGGCGAUAACAAGCCACCUUCCAACCAUGACCCCGUCCACAGGGAGUGGCGUGAUGACAGUGGCAGUGAGGGCGAGGAAGAGGUGAAGGUGGAACAGGAGAUGGAUCAGGACGACCCAAUGUCCAGCACUGCCAGUGUUGCGGCGGGGGAUCGGUGGAACGAGGAGAGCGACGAAGGGAGCUCCGAGGAGGAGGAUCGCAUGCUUGGCGACGAUGCUGCUGACGACAGCAAGAAAUCGUGGGGCAGCGAGAGUGUGGAGGGCGAUCACAACCCUUCCUCGGCCAACGAUCCCAUCAAUCAGGAGUGGCGUGGUGACAGUGGCAGUGAGGGCGAGGAAGAGGUGAAGGUGGAACAAGUGAUGGAUCAGGACGACCCAAUGUCUACCAUCGCUGCUGUAGUUGUAGUCGCCGAGGAUGGGUGGAACGAGGAGGAUCGCGAGAGGAUCGCGCGGCAGGGCGAUCCCGUGCUCGGAGACGGUGGCGUUGCGGAGGUGGAGGAGGGAGAGCAAGUGGGACAGGACGAUCCAAUGUCCACCAUUGCUGCUAUCAUCGCCGAGGAGGAUCACGACGCCGUUACGACGGUGGAAGAAGCGGAGCAGGGAACCCAUGAGGAGCAAGACCCCCCAAUGUCCAGCAUCGCCAGUGGCAGUGAGGGCGAGGAAGCGGUGAAGGUGGAGAAGGAGAUGGAUCAGGACGACCCAAUGUCCAGCACUGCCAGUGUUGCGGCGGGGGAUCGGUGGAACGAGGAGAAGAACGACGAAGGGAGCUCCGAGGAGGAGGAUCGCAUGCUCAGCGACGGUGCUGCUGACGACAGCAAGAAAUCGUGGGGCAGCGAGAGUGUGGAGGGCGAUGACAAGCCACCUUCCAACCAUGACCCCGUCCACGGGGAGUGGCGUGAUGAUAGUCAUGGGGAGGAUGACAAGGGCGACGUAGGCGAGCUAGUGUCCCCAUAUUAUGAUCACCCCGCGCGGGUCAACAACAGCGAAAUAGAAUGGCAAGCCCAGUCGCAGGCUAUGCCUACCAUCGACAUGCUUAUGGGGUACGGACAGGACAAUGGGCUGGAAUCAUUUGCUGACGACGAACGGGACACUGUCAGUGAAGUUGGCUCCCUCGGAUUCGGUGUGACUAAACCGCUCGCGAUCCAGGCUCACUCCUCCAUCAGUUCCUCCGUCCGCCGCCGUUCUCAGCUAUACACUAACCCCCAGGAGCAAAAUGACGACAUGAAUAACCCUCCUGCUCCUAACUUCGACAGGUCACCUAGUCGUCCAAUCCUCGUUGAACAAAGUCACGCAAGGGUUCUUCUUUGGAGAAAUGAUGUACCCCCACGCAUUGAAACAUCUUCUGUCCUCGGGAGAGACAGGAGUGUCGGUACCAUCGGGAAUGAUGGAGGUGGAGCAAUUGGACACCGUUACAACAACCCUGAGCCUACGCCGUCUGCACUAAAUCGAGCUUCUACGCCCCUCUUCCUCAACAGUCCUUCCGAAUGUCACAGCUAUCAAAUAUCUACGAUAUCUACAACCCGUCGCAACACUUCCCGAAUUCCAUCACCUUGGGACCAUCGUAGCCCAGAGCCUUCUGCACAUGGACCAGCCGGCUUUCAGAACGCCCGUAGUCCGUCACCUUGGGACCAUCGUAGCCCAAAGCCUUCUGCACAUGGACCAGCCGGCUUUCAGAACGCCCGUAGUCCGUCACCUUGGGACCAUCGUAGCCCAAAGCCUUCUGCACAUGGACCAGCCGGCUUUCAGAACGCCCGUAGUCCGUCACCUUGGGACCAUCGUAGCCCAAAGCCUUCUGCACAUGGACCAGCCGGCUUUCAGAACGCCCGAAGUCCGUCACCUUGGGACCAUCGUAGCCCAGAGCCUUCUGCACAUGGACCAGCUGGCUUUCAGAACGCCCGUAGUCCGUCACCUUGGGACCAUCGUAGCCCAAAGCCUUCUGCACAUGGACCAGCCGGCUUUCAGAACGCCCGUAGUCCGUCACCUUGGGACCAUCGUAGCCCAAAGCCUUCUGCACAUGGACCAGCCGGCUUUCAGAACGCCCGUAGUCCGUCACCUUGGGACCAUCGUAGCCCAGAGCCUUCUGCACAUGGACCAGCCGGCUUUCAGAACGCCCGAAGUCCGUCACCUUGGGAUCAUCGUAGUCACCCCGAACCGUCCCUAGCACCUUGGGGGACGUCCAGAGCUCAGAGUCGUGAACACACUUCUCACAGCGAUCAGUCGCCUUUCGACAAUGGAUUUGAUCGGGGCUUCUGGGGACACCAUCCUACCCCAGGCUCCUUCUCUGAGGAUAAUGCCCACGCGACUUCCAUGCAUGGCGACACUGAGAGUGACGGUGGCAAUGAAAAGCCUUAUCCUAACAACGGGAAACAUCCCAAGCGUGACAAGAGUCAACGUCCCUAUCCCGGCGAAGAGGAACGUCAGAAGCAUGGCAAGCAUCACCGUCGACGUCGGAAACACUGUGUCCACUGUGCUCCUCCCAAUACCGACGACGGAAUGUCUGACUCAGACGAAGCUUCCGGACCUCCUCAGCGCACUUACAAUGUCCGACAUCUUGACCCAAAAGGUCUUGUAUUGAAGUCCGAAAUCAGAAUCCACUGCGAUCGUACCUUAAUGGAGCGUAGUCUGAAAAUAGCCACUGAGGACAUGAUUCGCAGCUUCACGCUCAAGCCGUAUGGCCCGAUUCGUCCCACAGUCGCCAAUUUCGCAAUGGACGCUCGCCCUCAGAAGGGCAUAACUACUGCUUGGAACAAACGCCUCAUCGAGGUGUUCGUGCAAGACUUCAUGGAACAACCCCAGUACACUUGUAAGGACCCUGCAAAGAUCGAACACCAUUUCAAGCAGCAUCUGUACCAACUCAAGCAACGCGCGGCAAAGCUUCCGACGCCCGAAGCUGCCAAAGCCAAGAGUCGCGAAAACAGGCGGCGCGCACUACGAGAGCGUCGCGUCAAGGCGUGUAGGAACUACUCUCGACAAGAUCCCACCCUGCAUCGUUUUCUCGAUUUGUUGGGUAGGCUACCCUAUUAUGCCAUGAGUGGAGAUGAGACGGACGCCGAUGCUAGCACAUCAAUCGGGAUUGGGAAGACUAUCGAUGGGUAUUCAAUAACCAAUCUACCUUGGCGCUCUUCAGACCCAGAAGUAACCCAUUGGUUCCGGACAUUCGAUCUACUUCACCUCUCUACACGAUACAUGAUGACCGGCAACCCGACACCCGGCGAAUGGCCACGAGUAAGACUGCCGUCAUCACGUAUCGAAAAACACAAGGCAGAGCCACCUCUUGGGCUUCCAGAGAACUUCUACGGCUCAGCUUUUCUUCAAAGCCUCCAUCCAAUGGAAAGACAGCGCCUGAAGGUCCAAACAUCCAUGGACCUCUCUUUUUCUAGAGAAAUUGAAACGUGA
Pleurotus ostreatus (oyster mushroom) is the source of this 4731-nucleotide messenger RNA. RefSeq lists its product as uncharacterized. The transcript has 6 exons. Bases 1 to 4731 code for a protein of 1576 amino acids. NCBI's taxonomy places the organism in Eukaryota, Fungi, Basidiomycota, Agaricomycetes, Agaricales, Pleurotaceae. The record is from RefSeq and is a predicted model, not a curated record.